AUGUCAGGCUUGAAAACACUAGUUGAUGAGUUUGAACUACAAUUGUCAAGGAAUCCAUAUGAUAGCAGCACAUAUGAUAGGAUAUUGGGCAAACUAGCCACCCUCAAUGGUGGUGCCGAGACUGUCAAUUACGUGUACCUCAACAAGACCAAACAUUUCCGACUAACGCAGUCGGAGUUGAAUCAUUGGCUUUCUCAGUUGAGGUCGAUCGAGGACGCCAACCAAAGAUUGGUUCUCGAGUACGAAUUUUACAACAAUGUGGCUGACGACUACAUGACCGUGCUCAUCAUGCAAAACUACCUCAAGUUGGCGGACCAGCUCCUCAGCGUGGGCGCAAUCUCAGACACAGAUUUUCGAGGUCUAUUAUCGAAAGCGCUCAGUGUCUGCUCGUAUGAUUUUCAGCAGGGGAAUCUAGUGUGGAAGAUCGUGUUGGCCUACUUUGAGCAAGUCUUUGCCAAGACCAAGGACGAAAAUGAUCUAGAAACACUUGUCAAAUUGCACCGGAAGAGGUUAAGCUUCCCUCACGCUGAGCUCCAAAAAUCUUUCCAGGAGCUUUCCUCGCUCAUUUCCACCCAUAUGCAUGAGAGGUAUGAGGAGCAAAUGGGCAUCGCCAGUAGCAUAUUCAAUGCAACGCAAUCAAAGCUCAAUUACUACCAGAAAUAUGAAAACCAAAUUAGAGACGACCCGACUGAAGUUUCCACUUGGAUCAGCUAUAUGAAAGAUGUGUUUAAAUAUCUGGGAUUGAAACCAGCUUGGGCAAUUUUCGAGCGAUCGAUUCAAAGUGAUGUGGCGCGUAUUGGCAAAUGGCAGAAAGUCUGGUUGUCCUUUAUCGACAUUGUGCACGCUGCGAAAGACGAAAAUGUUUUGCAAUUGAUUCUUUCCAAAUUUGUGAGAGAGUUCCCUUACUCAUGCCAGGCAUUUGCCGCAAAUAUCAGAAACUGCACCUUGUACAGUCAAGAGGGCCAAAAAGAGCUAGAGCAACUUCAAAAGAGGAUUCAUUUGAGUGACUUGAUGAACUCUUCGGACUAUAAUGAGUGGCGACUAAUUGCAAAUGCCUUGCUCCAUUUGAAGUACCAGAGCCUUUUAAAUUCCACCGCGUUUGUUGAAGUUCACGAUUUCAUGACGGAAAUGGCGACUUUUUUCGAGUUUGCGCUAAAGCAUCAGGACAGAUUCCAUUCUGUUGAAAAGUUUGUUAUUGCAAUCUGCAUCAAAUUGGGGAAAACGGAGAAAGCGAUGGAGUUUCUUGAACGAUUUUACCAGAAAUUUGGAAAAGAAACCGAAGUUUGGUUAUAUGCUGUUGAAAAGUCAGCUGAUCUUGGUCUUGAAAUGGAGCAUAUAAGGUCCUUAUUCAUCUUGGCCUUUGCAAAUGAGUUGGACUCAUCAGAGCGGUUGAAGGAGGAGUGGUUAUUGUUUGAAGAAGUAAAUGGCGAUGUACUGUCCUAUCAAGACGCAUUGUCUCAUUGCAUGGAUGUCAUGGAGAAAGAGCAAAUAGCCAACGCCAACGCCAACGUCAACGUCAACGUCAAUGUCAAAGUUAAGGAACAAGAAAAAGAAAAAGGAAAAGAGCAAGAGCACGACCCAACAAAGAAGCGGACCCGCGAUCUGGCCCUCGAAUUAAACAGAUCAAGAGAGGAAUUCACUGUUGAAGUGAGAAACCUCCCCGCGGAUGCCACCGAUGUUGACGUGAGAAAGUUUUUCGAAAACUGCGGCGAGAUUCGAGAUUCGAAAGUUGUUGAAGCCGCUGGAGGCAAAAUAGCCAUUGUCGAGUUUACUAGCGAACUAGAUGUGUUCUCGGCACUAACAAGAAGCCACAAAUCAAUUGGGCUCAACGAAGUGACUGUAAGCCAGGCCCAAAAGAGCGUCUUGUUUGUCAACAACUACCCAAGCACAUCUAGCCAGUCUGAAAUCACGGAGCAUUUUGCACGAGUUGGUCCGUUGGUGAGCUGCAGGUUUCCUUCCCAGGUGAAAAACAAGAUACGCAGGUUCUGCUAUGUCCAGUACGUGUACGCCGCAGACGCCCAGAAAGCCGUUGUUAUGUACAACGGACAAAGCUACUGGGACGACAAUCUUAAACGUGAGCUAAAGUGGGAGGUGAAAUUUUCCAAGCCGCAAGAAAAGAAGGAAAGGACAAGCCCAAUUUCAGACAGGAAAAUCCGUGUUGCCAACAUCCCAUUCAAGGUUACAAAACAAGAAGUAGAGCAGCUAUUCGCCGAGGCAGGAGACAUUGAGCUGAUUGUCUUGCCUCGAGCCGUCUUUGAUACGAAAAACAAGCGAAUGAAACAAAACGGCGGUAUAGCCAUUAUUGCGUACAAAGAAGUGCGAGGUGCAGAGGCAGCAUUGAGAAAAGACGGCAUGGUUUUGAAAGGACGGGCUUUAAGCGUGAAUCGCCAACAAGCAAACUCUAGUCGAUCUGUCGAAGGUUUUGACCACUUGAGAACAGUGGGACUCAUCGACUUGGACCCUUCGUUGAACGCGUUCCAAAUCAAGUCGUUUUUUGAACGCUCGUUCGGGCAAAUUUCUAACAUUAUGGUUAUGCCAGAGGUGAAAGCAGGGCUCAUUGAGUUUGCCUCUAUCAGAGAUUCUGGCAAUGUGGCAUUGAUUAGCAGCCCGCUCGAGCUUGACACUUACAAGGUCAGGGUUAGUACUAGAGAUGAAGUUCUUGAACUACUCAAAGAGUCGAAGGAUGCAGGCAUGGCCGACUCUACUUCUGACGCCGCCGAGCGAAAAACGACGUUGGUGCCCACCUCCAUCAAAAGAAGGAGAGUUUAA
This is a messenger RNA of Lodderomyces beijingensis, 2769 nucleotides long. The record is from the annotation of a GenBank genome assembly. Lineage: Eukaryota; Fungi; Ascomycota; Pichiomycetes; Serinales; Debaryomycetaceae.